This is a messenger RNA of Drosophila takahashii, 486 nucleotides long. RefSeq lists its product as uncharacterized. The record is from RefSeq and is a predicted model, not a curated record. NCBI's taxonomy places the organism in Eukaryota, Metazoa, Arthropoda, Insecta, Diptera, Drosophilidae.
AUGGCUCUGGUGGACGGCCUGCACGACGACGGACGCCUCCUGUCGGAGAAGUGGGAGGAGAUCGAGAUCAAGGUGGCCGAUAUGAUAGCUGAAAGGUUAUCAGCCGUGCCAAAUGGUCCGAUCCCCUCCUUCGAAUCGUCGGACAUGGUCAGGGGGCACCGGGUGAUCAAGUGCGAUGACUCGUUCUCAGGGUUCUUCCUGGCGGAAUGCAUAGCCAAAAUUGGAAAUUCAUGGGACGGCCUUAGUAUUAGGCUCGUCCACGCCAGGGAGAUUCCAAGGAGGCCGCGGGCUCGCAUUUGGUUGCCAAAGGAGCAGACUGACCAAGGAAAAGUGCUGUCGCUGCUGAGGGCUCUGAACCCUGAAGUGCACACAGAGGACUGGGCGAUACUCGAAGUAGAGAAGGAGAUGACAACGAGCCAGCCGUUCCUCUUCCUCAGCUUGAGAAGGCAGACUACACCAUCCGGUACGGCCUACGGAAGGCCAUGA